Molecule: messenger RNA, 3802 nt
Organism: Nilaparvata lugens (brown planthopper)
Lineage: Eukaryota; Metazoa; Arthropoda; Insecta; Hemiptera; Delphacidae
Exons: 2
Coding region: 162-1451 (429 amino acids)
Source: RefSeq, a predicted model, not a curated record
GCAAUUUGCCGAUUUCAUGAUCAUGACUCCUAGUGUGUAGAUGUUUUUAUGUAAAGAAAUGGCAAGGUUAUGAAAAGGUCUUCACAGAGAUUAUGUUGAAAAAUGGAAAAAAUUAUUAAUAUAAAUAUCCUAUAAAAAUUUUCAAAUUUCAUGCAUAUAACAUGAUUUUGAAGAAUAUAUUCUCAGUAGUUGCAUUGGUUUUGAUUUGUCAAGUUGCGGAUGGAAAAAUUUCUUCUAUACAAUCACUAAAUAAUGCUGCAAUUGACGAAAAUUCAAAUAACUUCAAUGAACCUUCAAAAGAUGAAAUUUAUCAAGACUACAAUACAGCUUUAAUGGAAGAGAAUUUGAAAAACCCCAAUUCAGAUAGAAAUAAUGAUAAUAUCAAUGAAGCAUCAAUCAAUAAAAAUUAUAGGCCUAUCAGAUUCAAUGAAGAUUCCAGAGGUGAGGAUUAUCGUAGCAUUAACAGAGCUUCAAUAGAUGAGACUCACGAAAUCAACGCCGCAUCAAUAGAUAGACAUUAUGAUAACAUCAAUGCAGUUUCUAUAGAUGGAAAUUAUAAUAUGAAUGAAGUUUCAAUGGAUGGAUCUCAUGAGAGAUCAAUGUCAGAAAUAGAUGGGACUUACAGUGAUGAAGUUUCUUUAGAUCGGGAUUAUCCUAGUAUCAAUGAAGAUGAAAACUCAUUAGGCGAAUCUCGUGAAAUCAAUGCAGCUUCAAUUGAUGAGGACUAUAAUCAUUUGAAUUCAUUAAUAAGCAGCUCAUUGAAUGAUGAUCAAUUUGAAGAAAAGCGCCCCAUAGACAUCACAAAGAAGCUGAAAGAUCUAGGUAAUAGGAUAACAUCUUUCUUCAUUGGGGAUAAUAAUUACGAGGAGUCUUACAACUCAUUUACUGAAGCCACAUCCAAUACAAGUUUAGAGAAUGGGAAACAUUUGAAUAAGGAAAUGAUAAAUGAGGAUAACCGAGACUAUAAAGGAAAGAAUUUUACAGAAGUUUCUAAACAAAAUCUAUCAGAACUUUCUAAAAAACUUGCUACUCCUGAUGGAAGAAUAGAAGUGAAAUCAGAUAACAAGAAAAUUAUAAAUGAUUCUGAAAUAAGACGGGGGAACAAAAAUGUCGAGGAACGGAAUUAUCACAAACAAGAGAAAAUUGUGCCUACUGGGAGUUUUAAAGUUGAUUCUGAAGAGCUACAAGAUGCCUACAUUAAUGCAAUGCCUCUAUUAAAGCAAUAUUUGACAAUGCUUUCAAAAACGGAAGCCCCAAAUAAUAUCUAUCGGUCAAAAUCUAAUCCACAGUUGAGAUUGCAGGAGCAUCCUGGUUUGAAACGGAUACAAGGGUUCUUGAAAUCGACUAAUUCUCAACUCAUGAACGGUCCUUUUCCAGGGUUUAGAGGAGAUUCUCAGUUUUUGGAUAAGUUUGGGAGGAAAUUGAAAGGUAUAAGGUACAAUGUUAAGUGAAUAUUGUGAUGUUUUUUUAUAAUAUUGCUGUUCCAUAGCAUAAAUGAGACAAAAUAAGUUUGGGAAAAUGUCCAAAACUUUUCAAUGUAGAGGAUUCAAAAACUUUCCAUUUCUAAGAAUCUGACAUUAAAAAAUGAAGAAAUUAUAAUACGAUUUUAGUUUUGAUUUAAUUUGUCAAAACCUUUCUGAAAAAUGUCAUUCAAUAACUUAUUUGAAUGAAUAUUCAACUCGGCCGGGUUGGUCUAGUGGUCGGGAGCGUUAUAAACUUCAGUCUGCUUGCACCGCCUGGUCAUGGGUUCGAAUCCCGCCGAUGGCAUGGAUGUUUGAUCAUCUCAUCAAAUCACCCACGCACAAGUAAAAAUGCUUAUGUGAAUACCCCAUCCGAAAUAAAAAAAAAUUCUCAAACUAACAAGAAGUAUUUACAUUAAUAGACAGGUAAUAAAUUAAAUAAACUCAUAGCAUGUUCACUAUUUAUUAUACAAUUACAUAAUAUUAGCAGAUUGAAGGAAGAGUUGAUUAGAAAAUUGAUCGAAAUGUAGGUAAAUAUUUUUCAAAUAAAUUUCACUGGGUAAUCAUAUAAAUGAAUAAAAAAGAGAUUACAACAAAAUAAAUGUUAGUUGACAAAGUGAUAAAAAUUGUGAUGGGAAGAGAAUAGAGGUAGCUUUUCAAUACUUAACUUGUCGGUUGCAGAAAAGCCGGUUAAAUUUUAAUAGUGAUUAGAAAAUACUUUUUUCUAAAAAGCUUCUUCGAUUGGUUCUUGUGAAAUUGAUCUUGAUUAAAAUUUAACAGGUUUUUUUGCAACCGGGAAUUGUAACAAGAAAUAAUGAAAGUGCGAGAAUAAAUAGAAGUCAAGAUCCUCAGACACAACAGGGAAGGAUAGGUUAAACGAAGAUGGAAGAGACGUUUACAAAUUAAAAAGUUACAUAAUUUUUAAGAAGAAAAAGUUUAAGAUUUGAAUAGUACAUUAAGGUCUAGUUAUUGUAUUUUGGUUCAAUUUUUCCUAUUCCAAUAAUUUAUAUAUUUUCAACUGUUUAGAUUGGCGUUACUUUUGUUACUUAUUGAUGAAUUAAAAGCAUUCUUGAGCGUUUAGUAGAAAAAUGUUUACAUAUUUGAAAAUUAAAAUCAAUUCUCAUGAAAAUGAUACUUUUAGGACUUUUAUUUUCAAGAUGUAUUCAUUACCUAACAAUAAUAAUUACUGUAUUUGAGCAUUACUUAAAAAUGAUAAGAUUUGAAACAAAAAAAUCGAACCAAAAUUUGAGCGCAGUCUUUCAUGUAAUACGAUUUCAAUGAUAUUUUAUGAUAUUCUACGUAAGGCUAUUCUAAGAUAUUACAUAGCUAACAAUAAUUGUCAGUUCAAUUAUUUUAUAUUUCUCAAAUAUAAGGCAUGAAAUAGUAUUACUAAUGUGUAAGAGCAAUUUACACAAUAUUAAGCUAACGACAAAAAUACGUCAUAAAUAGAAGAAGCAAUUUCGAACAAUAUUUAUUAUAAAAUCAAGCAAAAAGCAUAUAAAACAUGCUUAUAUUAAUUAAUAUUACAGCACCAGUGCUUUUGUGCUAAUUUGCGAAUAAUUAGGCCGUAAAUUUAAAUAUCUGGUCUUCAAAAUCGACCCAAAAUUCUACAAUAAUUGUAUCAUACAAAUUUAAAACGAUUUCAAUAAUCUAAUAAUACCAUCCUGCAGUUUAUAUAGGAUGGAAAAGUUCCUCAAAACACUAUAUAUUUAUAAUUCUAUUACAUAGUAAUGAGUGAAUAUAAUAUAUUUAUAUAAUUUUGCUUUAGAUAAAUUAAUAACUUAUUUACAAGGGUGAGAGAAACGCUGGUUAGUUAACUGAGGAAAUACAAAUAAAUGAUUCACUAUAUGUAACAGACCUGAGAAUAAAUAAUACAAAUUAAAAUUGAAAUACUUUGACAAUACGGAAACAAUUAUAAAUAAAAUAUAUUGGAUUGUUGUAGAUUUCUAUUACAGUUACUAUAAAUUGAUAUAAAUAAAAUACAUAUUUUAAAUUCAGCAAAACAAAAAUAUACCCCAUAGAACUAGAACAAUCUCUAAUAUAAUACUGUAAAAUGUGAACACUGUUCAAGACAAGUAGAAUAGAAAAUAAAUAUAUUUUUACUGUAUUUAAUAAUUAUUUCAAACAUCCAAUGAAAGCUUUAUAAAUAGAACUAAGGACCUCUGCUACUGCAUAUAUUGACCGAAGAACUAAAUUAUAGCAUGAAAUAUAUUUUUGAUAAAUUAUCAUACUCCCAAUAUUUUUUCAGACUCAAAAUUAUAAAUUUAAUGAAUUAUCCCAAAACAUUCAACCACACCGUAAUACAUUAAAAACCAAAACUACUUUAAAAUGAAAAAAAAAAU